AUGGGUAAUCGUAUACUCCAGUCUCAUCCAGAAGAGGAAGAGAAUAGGUUGGUCCAGCAGGAAGAGUCCGAGUUUGAUUCGGAAGAGGAAGACGAAGAGGAGGACUUAGAGGAUCCCUCUGGUCUGACCGCCAUGAGCCAGCUUCACGUAUCCGCUCCGGAUCACCAAAAUACGCAAGAGGCACUCAUAGAACGGAUUCAAAGGCGGCAAGAGGAAGAGCGAAAAUAUAUGGAAAUGACACAAAAAGAGGCACUUCUGCGGGAUGAUCCCGGGUACAUGUCAUCUCCUCCUGGUGGCAAUCAUCAUCCUCGCAACGGUAGUAAGUCUACGACGCCGUCUCCAUCGAGUCCGCCGCCGCAGCAAUACCUGUAUGCCGCACACCCUUUCGCCUCUAUGUUCAAUCCUACGCUCAAUCCUCAGAUGGCCGCCGCGGCACAGGCUGUGGCAGCGGCGGCCAUGGCCUCUGCUGCCCACCACAUGCCUCAACAGUCCUCCCAUCACUUGAGCGGUGGCUCUUCAACGGGAUCAGCAACGCCCCCAAAUAAUGGAAUCAGUCUAUCCUCUCCCCGAGGGGGAAGUGACCAGGACCAGUCCAAAUAUACUUUUGAAGAACAGUUCAAACAAGUUCUCGCUGGUGUAUCGCGACAGUCGCAGCAAAACAGUGAUGACAGAUUAUUCAGUCCGGAUGACGCUUCACACAAGAAGUUAUAUGAAAUCAGCGAUGAUCCUGGAAGGAAAGAGUUUCUAGAUGAUCUAUUCAAUUAUAUGCAAAAAAGAGGUACACCAGUCAACCGCAUACCAAUCAUGGCUAAACAAGUGCUUGAUUUAUAUGAACUAUACAGGCUAGUUGUAGCUCGUGGUGGUCUAGUCGAAGUCAUAAACAAAAAAAUAUGGCGAGAAAUCACAAAGGGUCUCAACUUGCCUUCCUCCAUUACAAGUGCGGCCUUUACUCUACGAACGCAAUAUAUGAAGUACUUAUAUGCUUAUGAGUGUGACAAAGAAAAACUGAGCACUCAAGAUGAGCUACAAGCAGCUAUAGAUGGCAAUCGCCGAGAGGGACGACGUGCAGGCUACAGCCCUUACGGAGAGUUGGUCCCUGGUCCCCCAAGGAACUCUCAUCACCAGCCUCUACCUUCACACACCUCACCUAUGAGUCUGGUGUCACGGCACAUGAACGGACAUGGUCCGAACCCAGGACUUACAUCUAACAGAGGCACGUCGUCACCUCUACCACUCUCCUAUUACACACCACCACCUCAACAUAACAGCACGUCACAAAUGCCUCUCAAUUUGGCACCCCCUCAAGAAAACGGCAUUUACAAUAGCAAUCAUGCACUUUCAUCAGGCAUACAGACUCCCAUAAAAGAAUUGGCAGCUAUGAUAAAACGCGAUGAGGAAAAUUGCAAUAGCGUCCCGUCCACACCUAAUCCCAUGGCUAUGCCCCAGCAAGAGGCCCUGAAUCUGGAAACGCGGAAUUCAGAUCGGCGGGACCACAAACCUUUGAACAUGGCUUCUCGUAAGCCUCACCUGAAUGAUGAAACACCUCAUCCAAAGAGGCUGAAGAUGGAAGAUGACAGGCUUCCACCAAAAUCACUAAAUAUGCCCAGCACAAAUAUUAGAAUCACUAGCAGCUCACAUCCUGACGGAAGAUCUUUAGAAGAUGGAUCCCUGAUGGUUAGCAUGGAAGUGAAUGGCACUUUGUACCAAGGCGUACUAUAUGCUCAUAAAUUCUCCAAUAAACGCCAUUAGCGGACAAAUCGCCUGAAAAAGACCCCUUGUGCCUUUUUGUAUACUAAAACACAAACAUAAGAAAAACUUGUUUUGGCUUUGAACCAAAUGUUAAUUUAUGUGUUGUGUUCAAAACUAGUGAUAUUCUAGACUUUCAAAGAAGCAGCUUUUUUGCCAAACUACACCUGAAUCUUUUUUCCUUCGACUGAAGAUUACUUCAGAAUAGUCUUUCUUGUCCCCUGCUUCGCUAUUGUUUUGGACGACUUCUACAAAAUCAACCAAAAAAAAUUUCUGAACUCUUAAUGACUUAAGCUGUACAGUUUCUGAUCAAACACUGGCUGUCACCACAACCACAGACACUUAUGUAAAGUGACUCUAAUUCUCAUAAUCAAAUGUACAUUGUGAACAAGCGUCAAUCUCUUUUUCUUCUUUUUUUUUUUUCGUUCUUGUUUUUAAAGUUUUCGUGUCUAUUGUUGGAGCAUAUAAGCUGUGACUUAACCUUUAAUUGUGAUUAUGUAGAAUAAUGUAAAUAAGAAGUUUCUUAAUUCUGACUUUUUAACAAUGCUUUUAAAUUGUUAUCUCUUUGGAUUUUAUGAUGCCAUUUUUAUUUUGAAUACUUAUUUCGAUUUGAGUAUAAACGUAACUUAGUGCUUUUAGCUUUAUUUCAUGUUUUAAAUUCUACAAAUAGACUGUAUUCCACUCAUAUCUUGUCAUUUAAAAAAAAUUUUUUUUUAGCCUGGCUGAAUUUAAAUACAAAUUGUCAUUUUGUUUUAAUUUUUCCAUUAUGUCUUCCAAUCAAAUAACGAAUUAGGUUUGUUUUCAUUUCGAUUACAUCAGUAUUCAUUGUUAUUAGGGUUGCUUAUUUACAUGAAUUUAAUUCAUAACGAUUGGGAAGUAAAAUGCAUAAAUAUCAAUGGUAAAACAGGUACUUUACGUGCGAUAUUUGAAUUAUUUUUCAAUAAUGUUUAUAUUUUUAAUACGCAAUUAAGUCAUUGAAAGUUUGUUGAUCAGUAGUUAAAGUUUUAUUAUUUCGUUUAAUGUUUAAAUUUUCAUGAUUUUUUCUUAGUUUAAAAAAUGGAUCAAGUAUGAAAUUUAGAAAUUUUCAUUUUCGAAUUUUAACGAUAUUGUAAUUUAUGAAGAUAGUAAUUUUUAUGAAAUUUUAAUAUAAAAAUAAUUAUUGACAUCUAAAUUUCCUAAUGAAAUUAAUUUAUAAAUGUUAAUAUAAGAAAAAAGUUUAGUUGAAACAUUUUAGGAACAAUUACAGUAACUUUUUUUUUUUAAAUUUUGUGAUAGAAAUGUAAGCGUUCAUAAUUUUUUUUUUGUAAGGAAAUUAUUUUUCUUUUAAAUUUCCUUCAAAUUUUCCCUUCUCUGCAUUUCUAAUUUACUGUAUUUUAAAAUAUGGUUUAGUUUCUUUAGGUAUAUUCUAGCUUAAUGUUCUAAAAGAAAUUUUGAACUAUGCGUUUAUUUACCAAGCUUUUAUUUCUGAUUUUAUCUAUAAAAAAAAAGUUAAAAAGUUUGAAUUUUCUCUUUUUUUUUCUUUGAGGUUUUUAAGCUGCUUCCAGAGAGCAUUUUUUUAAUUUAAGGUGUUAAUUUUAAUGGGUAAUUACAUUAUCCAAUGAGUUCCUGGCUUUAGUAUUUAUUUUGUUGUUUUGUGUUUUUUUGACUCAAAUUGUCUGCGUGAUUUGUGUGCAUUAAGAGUAUGAAUUAUGGUUAUAAAAAUUCACGUAAGAGAAAGUUGUACAGUAUCUCAGGGAGCAAGCGUGAAAUUUUUGUGUUUAUGAUUCAACAGUGUUAUGUGACAUAUUGAUGUUGUACAUUUUUUUCUUUAAAAUGCUUGUAUUAGUUUUGUUUCACUAUUCAUGCAGGCUAUUUUACCAUUUGUAUUUGUUUUUGUUUUGUUAAUCAUUAUUUAUUUGAAUAUUUUGAGUUUGCUAAGCAACUUGAAACAAAUUUAAAAAUUAUACACUUCUUAUUAAGAGAUGGAAGCAAUGACUUAAAACCACAGGCUGCAUUAUAGAGAAAAAUAAAAAAAAUUUUUACUAUUUUUUUUUAAAUUUAAAGGCAAUACUAAAUGUGGUUGUCAAAGCUGCCAACUCUUCCCCUCCCCCUUUUUUUUUCAGUAGACUACUCAAUUUGUACAUUUUAGGAAACUCCCUAUCAGAAAGUUUCAGAGAAAAUAAUCUCAAUCUUGAUUGACAUUUUAUUUAAUUUAAUGCUGCUAUAAAUAAGUGCUACUUCUAAAUAAAGAAGUAAACCUCAUUUAAGCAAUCAAUUUGAAGCUUUUCAAUUUUUAAAUUGUCUAAAUCUGUCAUUUAGGUUUAUUUCAAACUCUUUAUUUUAAAUUAAUUAUUAUAACUAAACUGAUAUGAAUUAAAUAUCUAUUAAAUAUAUUGCAACUUUCUUUUCUAAUGAAAAUUAAGUUGUUUAUAAAGGAUUAGGAAAUUUAUAAUAAUUAAGUAUUUCCGAAAUUUUUUUUAAGUCUCUUAGCUAACUCAAAGUAAUGUGACACAAAGGCACUUAUUGAGAGACUUUACAGUAUGUACCAUAUUUUCUUGUGUAUUUAUUCACACUUGUUUGGAAAUGAAAAGCACAUUAUUAUGCGUAACAAAAAAAUUAUUCUCAGAAAACUUACUUUUGAAUUUUGAUCCUUUCAAGGGCAGUGGGACCUUACUUCCAGUUUUUAUUUUAUAAUUCCCCUUAACGUUUGAAAUUGUGCAGGUUAAUCCAUCACAUUCUGCAACUCAGACUUCUUAAAAAUGAACCAUUUAACCUUUUAGCCAUCUUUCACGAGAAAUAAUGUAUGAACCAGAUGCACUUAAAUACCGUAAGGAGUAACACGUGAUGUACUAGCCGUAAUGUAAAAAUAUUUCGUGCGAAUGUUCAGGAAAUUGCAUACUAUCCCUAAGUAUUCCGUAAGUAUACUUCUAUGAGUAUUUCUUAGAGAGCUUUCCAAUUCAAAAUGAAAUGGCUAAAUUCACGAAUAAAGAAUUUCGUUUCGCUGAUAACUGUUCUCAACGUUUAUAUAACAGUUAUUUUUUUGAAAACCGUAAUAGUGCUUCAUUUUUAAAAAAUGCUUACAAAAAGAACAAAUUCAUACCUUUAAAUUUUCACAUUAAAUACUUUCAAAAAAAUUAGAAAUCUUCAUUUGUUUUAGCAAAAGAAGCUUGAUUAUUUAGGGUUACUUAGUCGGAAGAAAUUGGGAACAGCUGGUCUAUGCAGACUGCUCGUUACGAAACCAUAUAGAGGAAACAGUUAACAGAAUCCGUCUGAUCAUAUAAAUAUAGUUUCUAUAACCCUGGAGUGUUAUAGAAUCAAUAUUUGAACCAACCUUCAUUUAUUACCUGCAACAUACUUUUAUUGUCUGACUCUAGACUCAGCUAAUGCUAUAGUGCAAAGAAAUAUAGAUAUAUUUUUUAUAGAAUGUAUGUCCCUGCACCGUAGAGAGGAAUCUAAUAUUUUCAAAGAUAAAAUUUGAUCAAUAAGUAUCAAAUAAUCUGAAGCUAUCAAAUUUUUUUUCUAUACCUAACUUAUCUAAUUUUAUUGCAACCUCUGUAAUUUCUCUCUGCAUUUACGGAGAAGCAGUCUUUUAAUAUUUUUAUUUUCAUACUUAAUUUCACUUUUUCUUGCAUAAAAAUUAGUUUGCAUUAUAUAUGAACUUACAGAUUUGCGAAUUAUUUGCUAAUAAAACUUAUAAAUUGAACCGUUUUAAAAAGUUUCCAUGCGGAAUUAUUGUUUACCUCAUUAUUGUUAGAAACAGCUAUAAGGAAUUAAAAUAUAACAGCAGCUGAAAAAUGGAUGGCUAAUUUCGCAGUUGUGUAAUUGUUGUAAUCUAGCACAGUUGCUUUCUAACCUAGCACUUUAGCAAAGUUAGUAUUCAAUUUGCUAGCAUAACGAGCAAAUAAUACUAUAUAUAUAUUUUUUUUAAAAUUCAGAUUAUAGAGUGAAAAUGAGUAAUAUGUUCAAUAAACUACCGGAUAAAUAACCACAUUCCGGCGUACGGGCAUGUUAAAGUCCUACUACACUCCUACACUUAGCUAAUAAUAUUAGUUAUUCUUUAUUCCGAGAACACAAUGAGUGUGUAUAACAAAUUCUGGUUAUUUAAAAUUAAGCUCAACAUUUUAUCCAAUGUAAUCUAAUGACAAAAUAUCCGAUACAAAAUCUAUUUUGCCUUUGAAAGGAUUAAAAACAUUGGUUGGAGAAAUACUAAAAAUAAUAAAUUAUGAUUAAAUUUAAAAUAAUUUUUUUUCUAUGUACAUUGAAUGAAAGAUUUUGUCUUUGUAAUUGUAAUCUGUACGAUUUCAUUGUUACGACAGAUGUAAGGCUAUCCUGUUUGAGAAGAAUAUUUUAAAGACAUUGCAACUUCUGUGCAUCAGAAAUUAAGUGAUUUGUGUGUAAUAUUUUUCAGAAUGAUUUUUAGAUAUUUUUGAGCUUAAUUCAUGGUCCUUAUGCAAGGGGCAUUCUGUGUUAAAUUGAUUUAAUUUUGUUCUUCGAGCACGAUUUUUUUUUUCUUGUAUAAAAUAUGUGUUUGAAUGUAUUCAGUGGCUGAAUUUUAU
Molecule: messenger RNA, 6281 nt
Organism: Parasteatoda tepidariorum (common house spider)
Lineage: Eukaryota; Metazoa; Arthropoda; Arachnida; Araneae; Theridiidae
Product: AT-rich interactive domain-containing protein cfi-1
Biological process (GO): regulation of transcription by RNA polymerase II
Cellular component (GO): nucleus
Molecular function (GO): DNA binding
Source: RefSeq, a predicted model, not a curated record